Messenger RNA from Lolium rigidum, 2481 nucleotides. RefSeq names its product protein PSK SIMULATOR 1-like. Bases 16 to 1965 code for a protein of 649 amino acids. NCBI's taxonomy places the organism in Eukaryota, Viridiplantae, Streptophyta, Magnoliopsida, Poales, Poaceae. The record is from RefSeq and is a predicted model, not a curated record. The transcript has 12 exons. Gene Ontology annotation, biological process: positive regulation of growth.
CUUGGCUCCGGCGGAAUGGGGGGCAUCUGCUCCAAGGGAUCGGCGGUGGACAAGUCGCCCAGCGACACCACGCUCGGCCCGGACCGGGUGAUCCACGACCACGACCGCGGCGCCGCCAAGGAGGACAGGAAGGCGGCGGCCGUGCUGGAGGAGGCCGCCGCCAAGCGGACGCACGAGCAGCAGCAGCCACAGCAACAGCAUCAGCAAGCACCGCAGCAGCAGCAGCCCCCUGUCCUGGACCUGGACACCGCGGCCGCUGGAGCCAGCGGUGGCGCUGGGGCGGCGCCGUGGGACGGCGUGCCUUCGCUGGCGCGGCAGCAGUCGCAGAAAUCCGGGAUGGGGAUGGCCAGAGCUGGCGCCGCCAAGGUUUCACACUUAGGUACUGUUGGGCUCGGGAAAGCAGUGGAUGUACUGGACACACUUGGCAGUAGCAUGACAAAUUUGAAUGCAAAUAGUGGUUUUGGAUCAGGCACUGCAACAAAGGGCAGCAAAAUAUCCAUUUUGGCAUUUGAGGUUGCUAAUACAAUAGUGAAAGGUUGCAAUUUGAUGCGAGCUCUUUCGAAAGAGAGCAUAAAACAUUUAAAAGAAGUGGUGCUUCACUCAGAAGGCGUUCAAAAUCUUGUAGCCAAAGAUAUGGAUGAAUUACUGAAGAUUGCUGCUUCUGACAAAAGGGACGAGUUGAAAGUGUUCUCUACAGAAAUUGUUCGCUUUGGAAACCGUUGCAAGGAUCCUCAGUGGCACAACUUGGACCGCUACUUUGACAAGUUGUCAUCAGAGCGCACUCCUCAACAUCACUUGAAAGAAGAGGCAGAAUCAGUGAUGCAGAAAUUGGUGGCUUGUGUUCAAUAUACAGCUGAACUAUACCAUGAAAUGCAUGCCCUGGACAGAUUUGAACAGGAUUAUCAACGUAAACAACAUGAAGAGGACGGUUCAAGUGGUGUUGUCCAAAGAGGUGAUAGCCUGCACAUUCUAAAGCAGGAGGUGAAAAGCCAACAGAAGCAUGUUAAAAGUUUGAAGAAGAAGUCUCUCUGGUCCAAGAGUUUGGAAGAGGUUAUGGAAAAACUUGUAGACAUUGUACACUUCUUGCAUCUGGAGAUCCAUAAUACCUUUGGGUGGCCAGAUAGUGAAGAAUCACAGGAACCUACUAAGCGACGUAAUAGAUUGGGUCCAGCCGGGCUUGCGCUGCAUUAUGCCAAUAUCGUCAGUCAGAUCGAUGCUCUUGUUUCUCGGUCAGCUUCUGUUCCUCCAAACACAAGGGAUUCAUUAUACCAGAGUUUGCCACCGACCAUAAAAUCUGCUCUCCGUUCUAAGCUCCAUCCAUCUGGAGUCAAGGAAGAGCUUACUGUAGCUCAAAUCAAGGCGGAAAUGGAGAAGACUCUACGGUGGCUUGUCCCGGUUGCAAAUAACACCACUAAGGCUCACCAUGGUUUUGGUUGGGUUGGAGAGUGGGCAAAUACAGGGUCAGAAGUGAACUGCAAGCCGACAGGGCAGAUGGACCUCACCCGAAUUGAGACACUACAUCAUGCUGACAGGGACAAGACUGAAACAUAUAUCCUCGAUCUUGUCAUAUGGCUUCAGUAUCUCAUCAGUCAAUCCAGAACCGCUAAUGGCGAGCGAUCUCCCAUCAAGUCUCCGGUUCGAUCUCCUACACAAAGGGGCUCCACGCUCUCAUUGUAUUCAAACAAAGCCAGCAGUUCAUCGUCGCCUGUUCUGACACCAGAAGAUCAAGAGAUGUUAAGGGAUGUCAAGUUCAGGAAAUUCGUCCCUGGUAUAAGCAAAAGCCAAGAGUUUGACACAAAGGCAAGACAUAGCAAGCAGAGCAAGUUGAUCAAAAGCAACAGCCAUUCACCGAGCAGUGGCAACAGGAAAGAAUUCCUAUCAAUCAGGAGUCUGCUUCCUGUCAUCGACUUUGAAAUCGAUAGGACCAAAGCUCUGGAUAUGAUCGACAAUCUAAAAGUGAAGUGAGGCAUCAGAAUCGAUCGGUGCCCAAGUCCUGUAUAUUUCGACGCGGUUUGUGAUCUUGAAAAUCCUUGUUGCUUGAAGUAUACAUCAAAUCUGUUGAGCCGACUGCCAUGUGCCUGCGACGAAGGCGCUUGCGUAAGACGAGCUGGCAGUAGGUUAGCGAUUUGGUUGGAGUCAGCGAGAGAAAGAUGGGUGGUCUUGGAUCAUGGCUAACUUAUGUAUGAUAUGGGGUGAAAAGGAAAGGGAGGUUUUUAUUGUAAAAAGCAAUUUGUUGUGUUUGUUAGCUCUUGUAUAAGGAAUGCAAGUUUUGAAGGAGAAGAAGGGAUAUCCCAGCGUCACAUUGUGUUUCCCAAAAGCAAACAAUUGAUGUGCACUGCAACUUUUUGUUGCCGCGGUCAUGGUUUUUACCGCCUUUAUGAGGGGUUUGACCUAAUGACCGGGAUAAAAAUAUGAGGUUUCAUUUGGGGCAGCAAGAGUUCCUCUUCCGGAACUUGGCUGUUCUUCUGAAUCCAACAAUUA